Messenger RNA from Geodia barretti, 835 nucleotides. Lineage: Eukaryota; Metazoa; Porifera; Demospongiae; Tetractinellida; Geodiidae. The record is from the annotation of a GenBank genome assembly.
GGAUAUUAUGUGGGGGCGUGGCUCAAAACAGAAAUGGCCGAUGAUGAUACGGCAGCCACUGGGCGAGACGGCUUAGAGCCUCAAGGGAAAGAAUCUGCAGCUAGCAAGGAGAGUGUUGCUACUCCUCAAAGCUCCACAAACACAGCAGCAGACGAGGGAACCUCUCCCCGAUCCUCGCCGAAACGCAAACCAGUGGGUUUAGACUCGGACGGAAAAGGACCGCAGCGCCGGAAAGACAGAUCGCAAGCCUACGCUGAAAACGUGGCUGUUGAAUUCACUGAAAAGGAAAGGGAGACGAAAAGACAACGCUGCCGCGUCUUCUCGUCGCUCGGUCGACCUCGAAACGUCCGAUUUCUCUUUCCACCAGCCUUCGCGAGUCUCUCCAGUGGUAAGGAAGAAAGGGAGUCCUUCACUUGAGCUCCACAAGACCUUCAAGCGACAUUCUUUUGUUGACGUUCAGACUGUCAAGGCUGCUAUUCAAGAGGGUGUAGAUGGUCUUCCAUCAGAAAUAAGAGUGAGCCAGAUAGAAAUUUGUGUAGAGUGAGGAGUUCUUUUUCGUGAUGAAGAAUAGCUGGACUUAGCUAAUUUUGGUCAUUUUCCUGCAUUUUCCUUUGGCUGGGUUAACAAUACGUCACAUUGCCCCAUUGCGCCUUGUGCAUCAGCACAUCCUACUGCAAAGAUGGUAAACUUUGCUUUCUUUCACUUCCUACAUUUUCUCGCCACAUUGUUUCUUAUCCUCCCAGGGUGGCACACCUCUCCAUACUAGUAUGGACAGACUCUGUCAAGAAGGACAAGACUGACUUCUUGGUCUCUCUUUUGACCACUGCUGAGGUGG